CUUCCCUGGUCACGCUAAAAUGGCACCUCUGUUACUUCAUUAUCCUGCAUCCUGUUUCUUCACAGCAUCCACUGCCAUUUAUUAUAUAUUUGUUUGUUUAUGGCAUGUCUGAAUCCUCCCACCCAAAUGUGAUAGCCCCGAGAGCAGGGAUUUGGUUUUCCUGCACCCCUGAAUCGCUAACAGGUUGGAACCAUGCCAGGCACAAACAACCAUUUGCUGAGUGAAAGAACAAAGAAGUGAAUCUGAGCUGUGUAAUGAUUGAAAGUAAACUUGAUAUUUGGAUGAUUGAAAAAAAUCUGCUUGAGUGUUCCUUGCUGUCUAACAGAGGGGUCUCGGUCUGGCUUUCACAGAUCCAUUUCUGUGUCAGCCAUCCAGUGGCUUAAAACCAAUCACUAAAGCCUUGAGAACCAAUUCAUACCUGGGUGAAAUGGGUUCGAUAACCCAGGUCCAGGCAGCAGACAUAGGUCGUUGUAUUGCACUGUGUGCCUCUGCAUUGAAUUGGCCUGGGAGCAGCUUGGGGCCUGGGGCUGGUCUCCUUCACUGUUCAGUCCCAAGUACUUAUUUAUCAUAGAGCCUGGCCCUCAGAGAGGUAAAAGACAUGUUUGCUGAAUGAAUGAAUAUAUAGAGGAAACAAGCACAGGGCUCUUAAUGCCCCUCAAAGCUAAGGUCUCCAUUUGAGAAUAAGCUUGGUUCAUGGCAAACACAUUACUCUUUCAACUAAAAUCAAAUCUCUCCAGAGAUAAGGAGGCACUAAACAACUGGUGUCCUAACCCACUGCAAGGAAAGGCAAACCUAGGCUCCAGAUCCAGUUCCAUGCCAUGUUUUGGAAUUUGUGUUUACGUCUGCCUUCAUCCCCAUCCUCUCCGCUCUAGCAUAAGCAAAAUUAUAACCCCCGCACACUGACUUGCAGGCAAUUAUCAGAGCCCUGGUGCUCCUCCGUUGAGGGACUUCGCCCCCGAGACCGCUGACUGUAUGUGAAUAACAAAUCAAAAGUCAGGGUUGCAGAAUCAGCCGGACUUUCCCGCUCCUUUGCAGCAGAGGGAGGAAGCAGAGAAUGAAAGAUUCUGAAAAUAAAGGUGCCUCGUCUCCAGACAUGGAGCCCAGCUAUGGGGGAGGUCUCUUUGACAUGGUGAAGGGCGGAGCAGGGAGGCUCUUUAGUAACCUAAAGGACAACCUGAAAGACACCCUCAAAGACACCUCUUCCAGAGUUAUACAGUCUGUUACCAGCUACACGAAGGGAGAUUUAGACUUCACUUAUGUUACCUCCAGAAUUAUUGUGAUGUCCUUUCCUCUGGACAGUGUUGACAUAGGAUUCAGGAAUCAGGUUGAUGACAUUCGAAGCUUUUUGGAUUCCAGACAUCUUGACCACUACACGGUGUACAACCUGUCGCCCAAGUCUUAUCGAACUGCCAAGUUUCACAGCAGGGUCUCAGAAUGCAGCUGGCCCAUCAGGCAGGCCCCCAGUCUGCACAACCUCUUUGCUGUGUGUCGGAAUAUGUAUAACUGGCUACUACAGAAUCCCAAAAACGUCUGUGUUGUCCACUGCUUGGAUGGACGGGCAGCAUCAUCAAUUCUGGUUGGUGCUAUGUUCAUUUUCUGUAAUCUCUACUCUACUCCUGGCCCAGCUGUUCGACUGCUCUACGCAAAGCGACCAGGAAUCGGACUUUCGCCAUCCCACAGGAGGUACCUGGGCUACAUGUGUGACCUUCUGGCGGACAAACCUUACCGUCCGCACUUCAAGCCUCUCACAAUUAAGUCGAUCACUGUCAGUCCAGUUCCUUUCUUCAACAAACAGAGAAAUGGAUGUCGCCCUUACUGUGAUGUACUGAUUGGAGAAACCAAAAUAUAUACAACCUGUGCAGAUUUUGAACGAAUGAAAGAAUACCGUGUCCAAGAUGGGAAAAUCUUUAUUCCCUUGAGCAUCACUGUGCAAGGAGAUGUGGUCGUUUCCAUGUAUCACUUGAGGUCAACCAUUGGAAGCCGGCUGCAGGCUAAGGUGACCAACACUCAGAUAUUCCAGCUUCAGUUUCAUACUGGGUUUAUUCCACUGGACACAACAGUUUUAAAGUUCACCAAGCCUGAGUUGGAUGCAUGUGAUGUGCCAGAAAAAUAUCCUCAGCUAUUUCAGGUGACUCUGGAUGUAGAACUACAGCCCCACGACAAAAUGAUAGACCUAACCCCACCGUGGGAACAUUACUGCACGAAAGAUGUCAACCCCAGCAUCCUCUUCUCUUCUCACCAGGAGCACCAAGAUACUCUGGUCUUAGGAGGACAGGCUCCAAUAGAUAUUCCUCCAGACAACCCCAGACAUUUUGGGCAGGGUGGCUUCUUUUCCACUCUGUGUUGGCAAGAUCAGAAAUCGGAGAAAUCCUUCUGCGAGGAGGACCACGCUGCCCUAGUGAAUCAGGAAAGUGAGCAGUCGGAUGAUGAACUUCUGACGCUGUCCAGUCCGCAUGGCAAUGCCAAUGGCGACAAAGCUCACGGAGCCAGAAAGCCCAGCAAAAAGCAUCAGGAGCCAGCAGCCCCUCCGCCCCCUGAGGAUGUGGACCUUCUGGGUCUGGAAGGGUCUGCAGUGAGUAAGAACUUCUCUUCGGCGGCGGCUCCGCCCACCAACUCCGAACUUCUCAGUGACCUGUUUGGGGGUGGAGGCGCGGCCGGUCCCGUUCAGGCGGGCCCGUCGGGGAUGGAAGACGUGUUUCAUCCGAGCGGACCGACGUCCACCCAGUCGACCCCACGCCGGUCGGCCACCUCCACCUCCGCAUCUCCAACUCUAAGAGCCGGAGAAGGGGCAGCGUUUGACCCCUUUGGAGGACCUUCUAAGCCAUCCGGUCAAGAUUUGCUGGGUUCUUUUCUGAACACAGGCAGUGCAUCCAGUGACCCAUUUCUUCAGCCCACGAGAAGUCCUUCACCUACAGUGCAUGCUUCGAGUACACCUGCUGUGAACAUUCAGCCAGAUGUCGCAGGAGGUUGGGAUUGGCAUACUAAACCAGGAGGUUUUGGAAUGGGAAGCAAGUCAGCUGCCACCAGCCCAACUGGCUCAUCACAUGGUACUCCCACCCAUCAGAACAAACCCCAGACUCUGGAUCCUUUUGCCGACCUUGGGACAUUAGGUGGUUCUUCAUUUGCCAGCAAGCCCUCCACACCAACUGGAUUGGGUGGAGGAUUUCCACCCCUCAGCUCCCCACAGAAAGCAUCUCCCCAGCCUAUGGGUGGAGGGUGGCAGCAGGGAGGUGGCUACAACUGGCAGCAGACACAGUCUAAGCCUCAGCCCAGCAUGCCCCACGCUUCUCCCCAGCACCGGCCCAACUACAACGUGAGCUUCUCAUCCAUGCCUGGGGGCCAGAACGAACGUGGGAAAGGAUCAGCUAAUGUGGAAGGGAAACAAAAAGCAGCUGACUUUGAAGACCUACUCUCUGGUCAAGGUUUUAAUGCCCACAAAGACAAAAAGGGGCCUCGAACAAUAGCUGAGAUGAGAAAGGAGGAAAUGGCUAAGGAGAUGGAUCCUGAGAAACUAAAGAUCUUGGAAUGGAUUGAAGGCAAAGAGAGAAAUAUCAGAGCCCUUCUGUCCACGAUGCACACCGUGCUGUGGGCUGGGGAGACGAAGUGGAAACCAGUUGGCAUGGCAGACCUGGUCACGCCAGAGCAGGUGAAGAAGGUGUACAGGAGGGCCGUGCUGGUGGUGCACCCAGAUAAAGCUACCGGGCAACCCUAUGAACAAUAUGCGAAGAUGAUUUUCAUGGAGCUCAAUGAUGCCUGGUCCGAAUUUGAAAAUCAAGGCCAAAAGCCCUUGUAUUAGUUUAUGAGCUUUUCCAUCUUUGCUGCAGAUCUGUGCUAAUGCCUAGUGUGUGUCACAGUUCUGAGGUUUUUCACAGGUGAACCAAAAACUCCAGCAACGUGUAGGUAAUACUAAAUUAAGUUCCUUGCGAAUUAAUUCCUCAUUGAUAAGGAGGUUUGUUUUCUCAAGUCCCCAGCAUAAAAGGACCAAAGCAGGGAAGAACUUUUAGUUAGAUGACCUUGCAGAGUUUUGCCACAUUCCAGCCUGCCCUUUGAGGAGCCUGCUCAGUAUUGGGGGGUGGGGGAUGGAAAAUAGAGGCCCCCAAAGGCAUAACACCCAUCUCGUGGUCUGGGAUAGGAUUAAUGAGCAAAAGUUGCAAUGAUAGGAUUAUGGGAUGGAUUUUAACUAAUGGUUUUUAGAUUUUCUUGGAAAGAUGUAAUUUAAAUAACUCCAGGAGCAUUACCACUAGGUAUUUUUUUUUAGUGGAAAUUGCCCAUGGCCUAUAGCAUAAUAUUGUAUGCUUGUUUUGGUCAAGAGGAGGGCUAAAGGUGUAAAAGAACAUGCAUGGGGAGAGGUGAUUAUCCUACAACCCAGGGAUUCCUACCCACACUUCUUGGAUAUGCUGAAAGGUAGUGAAAAUGCUGACUAAAGAAAACCUGGACCCUGAGGAUGUAGGAAUCUGUAUUCCUGGUCAGAAAGUUGGACUGCUGCCUUCUUUUCCCUUUAGAAAAACUCACGGUUGCUUGAAGAAAAAGUCUUUAAUCUCCUAACAACUCUACUUCUAAUUUUGCCAUAAGGCUUCCGUUCUUCCUUUGGCUCAGCGGAGAAAACGCUCUUCGCUGGGAGCAGGUUUUAAAGCAGUUCCGCACAUUCACAAUGGAUCGGGGUAGGGGGGUGUCUCAUAGGAACCCACGGUCCUCCAGGUUUGUGAGCGGCUGUGGGAAGAGAACAGAUGACAACACUGACUAUUGGUCACCAGACUCGGCAGUUGCAGUCAGAGAGCUGAUCUUAUGUCUGAUGGCUUGUCAGGAUUUGCCUUUUUGAGGGGCCAGGUUCCUCUUCUCACCCGAUGAAAUUCGACCCCUGAAGUCAUGACAGUGGCGUUUAUUUAAAAGUUGUUGGGGGUCUACUGGAACAUCGCUGACACAGGGACGUCCACAGAAAGCAAAGCAAGAAUGAAACCUUUGUAGACUUCACACUGGUUGUAUUUCAGUUCAGUGCUCUGACUGUUUCUCAUUUUGAGGGGUAAGCAGUUGUUCCCCGUGACGUUAGUAGAUCGUUUUGGGUGUGUGUAUAUGCAGGGUGCAGGGGGUAUGUAUGCAAAGCAGGUGGGCAAAAAGAUUUCCAUGCUAAUCUGGAAAGGUUCAUGCUCAAUAUCGUGUAAAGCUUUCAAAGGUUGUUUUUCAAAGACAAUCAUUUUUGUUUCUAUUUUCUCUUUCUUAUUGCAAACUCUACUGGAAAAGCAGCAUGUCAAAAAUAUUUUAUGUUCUCUACACAACUCUGCUUUUUUUCUCUUCUUUGUCCCUUUCUUCUUCUAAUUCUUUUUUUUUUUUUUUGAUUAAAAGGUUCAUUAUUUAUGUUACGGUUUGCUGACAAUGUGAAACUCACAGAAAAUGUUCUCUUUUUAAAUAUACAGCUGCAAACUGUUCAAAGGAACCAUAAAAAAAAACCUAGGUGUUAUUUAUUAACAUAUUAUAAAAUAAUGUUUGAUGCAGUAUGUGCUUGUCUUAUGUAAAACUGGAAUGUGAGACACGUUGCUGUGACUUUUUUUUCUCAUUCACAUUUGUAGAUAUUGUGUGAACUACAGUAUAUAAUGAUAAUAAUUAAAAGGCUAUGUGAAUGUCACGUACAUUUUGAAAUGAUAGAACUAUAUUAGCUUUGUAUCAUGUUUGGAUAAUUCAUCAAUGUUCACAGUUUAAAACAUCAUUAAACAUUAUAUAAUUAGCAAUGAGAAAGAAUCUUACCUAACUUAAAUUUGGGAUGUUCCCUAUCUCUUCUCCAGAUACACUAUAAUUCUGGACCUCUAUUUAUCUCAAAACUCUUAACAUGUGCAGACCAACAGGUCUUUGCAUUCCUUUUAAAUAUCUUGGUUGUGACAGAGCUUGUUGUUGAUCAGAUUCA
Messenger RNA from Phacochoerus africanus (Common warthog), 5896 nucleotides. It is a transcript of the gene DNAJC6, whose product is annotated as DnaJ heat shock protein family (Hsp40) member C6. The coding region runs from base 1055 to 3796 and encodes 913 amino acids. Gene Ontology annotation, molecular function: phosphatase activity; clathrin binding. The record is from RefSeq and is a predicted model, not a curated record. Gene Ontology annotation, biological process: synaptic vesicle uncoating; clathrin-dependent endocytosis; dephosphorylation. Gene Ontology annotation, cellular component: postsynaptic density; vesicle; intracellular membrane-bounded organelle. The transcript is spliced from 19 exons. Lineage: Eukaryota; Metazoa; Chordata; Mammalia; Artiodactyla; Suidae.